Messenger RNA from Trifolium pratense (red clover), 1002 nucleotides. RefSeq lists its product as uncharacterized. Lineage: Eukaryota; Viridiplantae; Streptophyta; Magnoliopsida; Fabales; Fabaceae. The record is from RefSeq and is a predicted model, not a curated record. Gene Ontology annotation, molecular function: zinc ion binding; nucleic acid binding. The coding region runs from base 1 to 1002 and encodes 333 amino acids. The transcript is spliced from 3 exons.
AUGACUUCAGCAACAUUAUUUGGUAAACUACAAGAACAUGAAAUUGAACUUGGAAGAUUAGAAAAGCAUGAAGUGCAAGAGAAGAAAUACAAAAGUCUCGCCUUAAAAUCAAAAGCAAGAGAUUAUGAUAGUAAUGAUGAAGAGUCUCAAUCGGAAAAUGGAGAAGAUGAUGAUGUAGAAAUAAUUGUCAAGAAACUUAAGGAAUUAUUGAAAAGAGACAAAACAAAGAAAUUUGAUCAAGAAAAGAAAUGUAAUGGCGAAUCCACUUCCACACAAAAUAUCACUUGUUAUGAAUGUGGGAAACAAGGACACAUAAAGACGGAUUGUCCAAAACGUGCAAAGAAAAGUAGUUCCAAAAGAAGAAAGGAGUCAAAGCCCAAAAGAGUCUAUAUUGCAUGGGAUGAUAAUGAAGUAAGUUCAUCAUUCGACUCGGAGACCGAAGAAUAUGCAAAACUUGCAUUAAUGGCAUCACAUCAUUCCGAUGAUGAAUGUGAAGAGGUUAGUAGUAAAUCUUCUUCUUAUGAUAAUGAUUUUCAAGAAAAACAGAAAUUUACAUGCAAAGAGUGUGAUUCACUUUCCUUCCAAAUUGUCCAAUUGAAAAGAGUUCUUGAAAGGUAUGAAAAAGGACAAGUUGGAUUGGACAAUAUCCUUAGUCAACAAAGACAUUCUAAUGAUAAAAGUGGACUUGGUUAUUCUAAAUUUGACAAACCAAGUACAAAUAAAACAAUCUUUGUUAAGGAAAUUGACCAAUCCACCAAAGAGAAAGUGAAUAAAGCACAAAAAGUUAAUCAUAAUUCUAAGAAGAUAUUUCCUAAAAAGAAAUCUUAUGUUCCUAGAUAUAGAAUGUUUAAAGCCAAUGAUUAUGUCACUUAUGGAGACAACAACAAAGGAAAAAUUCUUGGCAUAUGCAAAGUUGGAGCACCACCUUUCACAUCCAUUGAAGAUGUUCUUAAUAUUAAAGGAUUAAAAGUACAAUCUUCUAAGUAUAAGCCAACUUUGUGA